Molecule: messenger RNA, 318 nt
Organism: Schistosoma margrebowiei
Lineage: Eukaryota; Metazoa; Platyhelminthes; Trematoda; Strigeidida; Schistosomatidae
Source: the annotation of a GenBank genome assembly
AUGGAACACAAGAUUAGUACAACUUCCACAUCAUACAAACUUGAGCGUAAAUGGAGCUUGGUUAAUGCCUUGGCAAAGGAAUUGGCUGAUAUAGGAGAUGAAAUUAAUGGAAGAUUUUCGUAUCCUCUUGAUGGUCUAUCCUAUUCAAACGAAUUGGCCAUGAUGAAAACAUUUUCAAAUUCACCUGGGACAUUCCAACAUUCUGAUUAUCUGAGUUGUAAAAUUGGAUUUAAUUCAAAAGGUGAAGCUAUUCGUUUAUUUUACUAUGCUACACCUGUACUGGUUAUAGCCUACUUGUUCUAUCGAAGAAUCAGUUAA